Molecule: messenger RNA, 2845 nt
Organism: Salpingoeca rosetta
Lineage: Eukaryota; Choanoflagellata; Craspedida; Salpingoecidae
Exons: 13
Coding region: 116-2845 (909 amino acids)
Source: RefSeq, a predicted model, not a curated record
CAGGUGUUCUUGUGCGCUCGGUGAGCGUGCGCAGGUGACGCGGUGCGGAGCAACACCAACGACCCGCCCUUGCCACACCACUCGACCAACAACCAUCAACCCGAAACCGCCUGGGAUGGAUGGCAGGCCGCCAACCCAGCAGCACCCGCCACCCCACCCACAAAGCAUGUCAUCAACCCAUGGUCUUCCCUCAAAACCGUCAGCCAUCUCAAGCAACAACGGCAGCAGCAGCGCCGCCACCAGCCAGCCAAGCACCCGCUCCAACGGCGGCACACACGCCGCAAUGAGCCAACCGCAGCAACAACAAUGGCGCCCGUCGCCAGCCACAUCGCAAACGCCACAGCAGCCGCAGUUUCGAAUCCCUUCCGGCGCACCGCCAACCUCGCUCGGCACCGCCUCCUCGCGCUGGCCACAGACACAGCCACAGCAAGGUGCUGCAAGCUUGUCGUCAUCUCAACAGCAGCAGCUCAUCAAGCUUCUUCAGCAGCGCCAGCAGCAAGUACAACAAACGCAGCAGGCACAGCAACAGCGGCAAGGCGGACAGCCGCCAAUGUCACACUCGUACGUGCCCCGUUACCAACCAGCACAAGGCGCCAUCAACACAUCUAGCGCCUCUGUUUACCAGCAGGCUGCGCAGCGCCAACACACAUCCCCUCCCCAGCAACAGCAACAGCAACAGCAACAGCAACAGCAACAGCAACAGCAGUCCAAGUUCACCUCCCACCCGUCCUUUCGACCCCUGCCCCUGUCGCAGGCAAGCCAGAUACCACGGCAGCCACAGCCACAACCACAAACAACAGCAGCAUCCGCAGCUGGCAUGUUGAGGCAGCAUGGCAACACAGGCGUGACAGGUGCCAGCACUGGGCCCCACUAUGCGGGCCAGCGACAGCACCAGGCGCCGCUCCAGCGCCAGGCGUACGGUCGACAAGCAAUGCCAUCAUCCUCGUCGGCAUCCACAUCAUUUGCGCCCGCGUCAGUUGGGCCGGGCGCUGUGGCACAGCAACGACAGCACCAGCAGUACGCACAGCAGGGCCAUAGGUCACAGCAGCAGCAACAGCAGCAACAGCCACAAGCAGCACUGGCGCAGCAGCAGCAACAGGCAACACAAGGACAGCAACAGCAGUCGCAGCCGACGCAAGGGCAGCAGCAGCAGCAGCAGCAGCAGCAGCAGGCACCGCCGCAGCGUCGACAGGAGCUUGAAGCGUGGUACAAGGCUGUUGUUGUGCAGCUCCCGUCGGCCGAGGCGGCGACGCUGCGCUACGUGCUGAAGAAGCAGCCAAACAUUGUGGGCACCAUCAUGCGGUGGGACAUUGGUGUGCUGCGUAAGUAUCUCCAGCACACGCUGUCCACGUCGCUCGCCCAGCACCAGCAGCGCUCUGCUGCCCAGGGUGGCGCAAAGACCGAACACCCACUGUCACAGCACCAGCAGCACCAGCAGCACCAGCAGCCCGGUGGUCGCAAGCCUGCACACCUGUCUGCUGCGGCACGACAGGGCUUCACCCCAGGCCAGACAGCCACGGGUGCACCGCGCCCUGCAAACCAGCAACACCAACAGCCACAACACCAGCACCUCAGCCGCGUUGCUAGUGGCGUGAUGUCUGGCAGCAGCCGCGCCUCUGCUCCGUCAACCAUCGCAUCCAAUCCCGCGGCGGCGGCGGCCGCUGCUGCUGUUGCCAUUCGCUCGCAGCGGGCCGCUUCUGCCGGUAGUGCAACGGCACCUCAGACAGCAGAUGCAUCGACACACUUGUCCCAGCUGCGAGCGGCUAUUGCCACUCUGUCGGCGAAGAAGGGCCACCUGCAGCGCUCAAUCCCGUCGUGCACCCCACAGCAGGCAGCGGUUGCGCGCACUGCUCUUGCGGGUGUUGAGAGUCAGUUGAACGAGCUUACCCGGCGCUACACGCAGCUGCAGGCCAGCCUCUCCCGCGCCUCACAGCUUGGCGGUGCCAUUCGGUCUGCAACAGCGCCGUCAACAGCGACAGCGCAGCCGAAGCAGGCACUAACAGCAGCACCAACGCCACCAGCGGCUGCAGCCGCUGCUGUGGCUGCAGCGAAGAGGCCGACGGGCCGUGGAUCUCGUGGUCGCGGCGGCGCAGUCAGCAGCACAGCGAACGUGAAUUACGGGUCCAAGACCACAUCGCGCUCUUCAAACCGCGGCCGCCGGUCGACAGCAGGGCAACGCAUCUCAGCAACGCCGACUGUUGUUGCGAUGGACGUGUUCAAGGCAGACAUCAAGAAGCGUCUGAAGCACGCCCGCAACGAAGCAAAGGUGAUGGCGGCAAGGCGCAAGAAGGCCGAGCCAAAGCCGAAGCUUAGCUUUGAGAAGACGUUUAAGCCAGACCCGCUCAAGUGCACACGAAAGCGCGCCAAGCUCUCUGAUCACCACGUCGUUGAAGAAUCAGACCCGCCCCCGUUUGCAACUGUGACCGACGCAUUCAAAAGGCUACUUUCAUAUCACGCGCUCUCCUUCGAAGUGCCAGCAGAGGAAGAGACAGAUACAGCUGAGGACAUUUACACGCGUGCGGCGGACAUGCUGCAAUCGCGCGUCAACAACCUCCACCGCGAGUACCAGGCAACCGCUCUUCGCGUUGCGGCGAACAACUUGUCUGACACGGCUCUGACGGUUGGCAACGAGCAUCGCCUGAUGGAGGCGUGCAAGGAGGAGACUGCAAAGGCGCGAAAAGAGAUUGAGGAGGACGUGCAGCGCCAACGAUUGAAAAAACAGGAGGAGGAGCGUGCUGCAACGGCGCGUUUGGCGGCAGAGUUGUUUGCAUCCACAGAGCUCACCUCUCAAUCCAGUCGAGAACACAUGUCUGUUUCAGACUUGGAACGGAUGAUGUUCAUGUAG